Molecule: messenger RNA, 270 nt
Organism: Emiliania huxleyi CCMP1516
Lineage: Eukaryota; Haptophyta; Isochrysidales; Noelaerhabdaceae
Exons: 3
Coding region: 1-270 (89 amino acids)
Source: RefSeq, a predicted model, not a curated record
AUGUCUGCCCUCCGAGGCUUCUUCCACUACGUAUCACAUUCGGCCUUCUCUCACUACGUAUCACGUUCGGCCUCCUUGCACUACGUAUCACAUUCGGCCUUCUCUCACUACGUAUCACAUUCGGUCUGCUUUCACUACGUAUCACCUUCUUUCACUAAGUAUCACAUUCGGCCUUCGUUCACUACGUAUCACAUUCGGCCUUCUUUCACUACGUAUCACUUUCAGAGUAUCCAAGAGGGUCGCUCAGACGGCGAGUUCGCGCUGCGCUAG